This is a messenger RNA of Chara braunii, 2388 nucleotides long. The record is from the annotation of a GenBank genome assembly. NCBI's taxonomy places the organism in Eukaryota, Viridiplantae, Streptophyta, Charophyceae, Charales, Characeae.
GGGGUCAUGCAGUUUGACCAAUCCCUGAGUUUUUGCAGAGUCCGUGUCAACAAGUGAAGUGGCCUGUCAUUUCACGACGACGGGCCGCCCAUGGAAACCCGAACGACUUCUUCGUCUGCUUGUUUCUAUUCGCCGCCGCCUCCUCCUUUAAGCCGAAGGAGAGGGUCUCGAGCAUCGGUUUUUUGACUGAAUGUUUCACUGAUUGAUUGCGAUCACAGAUCUCCUUCUUGGUCUCCUUCUUCUUCUUCUUCUUUGCCGGCUGCUGUUCCUCGGACUUCAGGAGAUGGUGUCGUGAGUGGACUGACGCAGUGAUUGGUUGGUACCCUGAUCUUCUACUUCUUCUUUGCCUCCUCCUCCUCCUCCUCCUCCUCCUCCUCCUCCUCCUCGAAUUUGACGGAGAGGGUCUCAUGCUUUGACUAUGUUAAGCGCACUGAUUGAUUCUUCGUCUUCGUCGCCUUGAAGCUGGGGAAGGCGAUCUCCCCCUGAUUGAUUCUUCGUCUUCGUUGCCUUGAAGCUGGGGAAGGCGAUCUCCCCUAUUGACCGGCCGAGCGACUGCUUUAUUAACUGACUGAUUGGUUGAUUGGUUGAUUGGUUGGUUGGUUGGUUGGUUGGUUGAUUGGUUGGAUGAGGUGAUGAGGUUGAUUGUCGCCACGUGGUUUCUGUGAUUCACCUUGUACCUUGAAAGAGAGCGCGGUGGGCUGGCAACGCUGGUGCCCUGUGGUGGUGGGCAGCAGACAAGAUGUUAAACCACUUGCAGCAGAUUAUCAUUCAUCUCAACCUCCAUCAGCAGCAGCCGAGGGCGAAGCAUUUUCCCUGCGCAGCUCAUCCCAGGCCGGAAGACAACAUCCACUUGCCCUUCACUGCAGCUGAGGUCGACCGACCAUCGCCCCGGCGGUGAUUGUGAUCACAUCUGGGCUGAUUUUCCUUCACUGAUCGAUCACUCGAUUCCGCGAUGUUCGAGUCAGCAGGCAGCAUGGGCGCGCCAGCCCACGAAGCCGCGACACCGAAGCUGAGAUCCCAAUCCAGUGACGUCACUGAGCUGCGCAAUUUGUUCGACAAGCAGAAAGAGUACGUGAACUACUUCUUCGAGAAUCUGGAUCUCGACCAGGUGGAGAGAUUCACCCAGUUGCUGAUGGGAUGCAAAGGUGUGAUCAUAUUCACUGGGGUAGGGAAGAGUGGGUUCAUAGCUCAGAAAAUUUCGCAGACGCUGGUGUCGACAGGAACCAAAUCGGUGUCAAUUUCGCCUACGGAUGCUCUGCACGGAGACCUGGGAAUCGUGGGGGAGGAGGACAUCAUCGUGCUAUUCAGCAAGAGCGGAUCGACGGAGGAGCUUCUGAAACUCAUCCCGUAUGCGAAGGCCAAGGGCGCCUACUUGAUUGGAGUGAGCUGUGUGAAGGGGAGUAGCCUGGAGAAACUGUGCCACAUGCACGUGCAUCUGCCGCUGGUCAGGGAGCUCUGCCCUUUCGACAUGGCGCCCGUCACCUCCACGGCCAUCCAGAUCUUGUUCGGCGACACUGUCGCCAUAGCUCUCAUGCAAGCUAAACACCUAACGAAAGAGGAGUACGCCCUCAACCACCCAGCAGGAAGAAUUGGAAAGCGACUGAUCCUCAAAGUGCAGGAUGUGAUGAGGCGAGCUGAAGAGUUGCCGUUGUGCAGAGAGAAUGAUUCGCUGAUGGACUCGUUCGUGGAGCUGUCCGCCAAGGGAUGUGGAUGUCUGUUGGUGACAGACGACAAGAGGAAGCUACUGGGAAUCUUCACGGACGGCGAUCUACGGAGAGCACUCAAUAAGUUGGGAGGUGAUGUCCUGCAGAGGACGGUCGGGGAGCUGUGUCAUCGCCGCCCACGAGUGAUUUCGUCGGACGCCAUGGCCGUGGAUGCCAUGCGCAAAAUGGAGAAGCCAGCUCCCAUAACCUGCUUGCCAGUGGUCGGUAAAGACGUUAAUAAGAGCUACAACGUCGUUGUGGGCCUGGUCACUCUCCACGACUUAGUUGCAGCUGGCCUGUAAUGUGAUCAUCACUGCCAGCUGGCUCUGUUUAACGAACUGUUUUGUCGAAGUUUCACCGACUCAUCAGGAGGCUGAACUAUAUAUAUAUAUAUAUAUGAAUGCCAGCUGUACAUAACGUUAGGAAUGAGUGUUGCCAGCCAGGCGGAUGGAGGCGAAGCAUUUCGGCCUCACCAGCCGUCUUGCUAUGAAAGGAUCGUGAUCAUAAAUUAUUAUCAUCAACGCUCUGCCGAUCUGACAGCUGCGUUGCAAAUCACUUGACAAGUAUAUAAGUCGCAUGCAUGAGGGAGAUAAACUCUUCUGAAACAGUUGGUUAUUCCUGUCAUCCUAGAAAAAUUUCAUGAUGAUUCCCCUUGUUGCUUGGGCAACAAAAAGCCAAUUAACUU